GGGCGGCGAAGGACAGCCCUCCGCUGCGGGGCGGGGGAGUCUUUCUCCCGGAUGAGCCCCGUCCGCCACAUCGGCUCGCAGCCGCCCAUCGACGGCGGUCGCUGUCCGCGCGUCGUGGUGCUGAACCCAGCUCUCCGGCCCGCGAGGCUGCGAGUCGGACUCGGGCGAGCUUCUUCGGAGCUGUCCACGGACACCCGGUGCUGAAGUUUCGCCCGAGCCUGGACUGUUCUCGCCGGAGCCCCGCUUAGCCUCAAUGGGAAACAACGAGGAGGCGCAUCUGCAGCAAGAGAUGAUGAUGAUCUAAACGGAGUCCGCACUGAGCUUAAGAAGAUAGCCUGCUCCGGGACCCACCUGAGCUUCUUCCCGUCAUCUUCAGCUGGUACGAACUCUGCUCCUGUACCUUCCGCUGCUCUUAGUUUUGCCUAGCCAUGGCUUUCAUGGUGAAGUCUGUGGUAGGUGGGCAACUGAAGAAUCUCACCGGUGGAUUGGGAGGAGAAGACAAAGGAGAAGGAGAGAAAUCCCCAGCAGAAGCCCAAGGAAUGACGAGGGAAGAAUAUGAAGAAUAUCAGAAGCAGCUGGUAGAAGAAAAGAUGGAGCGAGAUGCCCAGUUUGCCCAGCGGAAGGCUGAGCGUGCCACGCUGCGGACCCACUUCCGAGACAAAUACAAACUACCCAAGAAUGAAAUGGAUGACAACCAGAUCCAGCUAGCUGGGGGCGAAGUGGAGCUCCCCAAGGAACUGGCCAAAAUGAUAGAGCAAGACAACGAGGAGGAAGAGGAAAAGGACUCUGUUAUCGGACAGCUGACCAACAUCCAGAACAUAGACCUAGAUUCCUUGAAGGAUAAAGCCCAAGCCACCAUAGAUGAUCUGAAGCAGUCUGCUGAGAAAUGCACCAUGAUGUGACCGAAGGCGGCCUCUUGACUGGCUCAAAAUCCCAGCUGUCAAUUUGGGAUAUGUGUGAGUGGGGGAUCUGUGGAUGUGCAAGGCUGACACUAGCUUAUGAGAAUUAUCCAACUGAUUCCCAAUGAGUUGCGUGUGUGUGUGUGUGCGUGAGCUAUUUUCUUGGCAGCCAGAAUUCCCUCCCUUGUAACAUAUAUUACUUAUUCCAUCCCUGUGCAGUGAACAUGAGGUGUGUUUACCUGUCUCAGGUUAGAAGCAUCAUUUUCUACCCCUUCCCUUAUGACAAUCCGAUCCAACUUGAAGUGCUACCUCCCUUCAACUUUUUCCCUUCCUCUUGGUGGAGAAGGAUACAAGCCAUUUACUAUUCCAGCAGUAGUCCUGGCUGUGUCCUGAAAUGAGUGUGCACGCACACACACACACACACCCCUCGUCUACAGAAACACACCUUUGGGAGGGGGCUUUUUUAGAAUUAUGGCAAAGCAGCCAGGAAAUAGUUGUAAAGACAUGUUUUAAUUCGUGGAAAAUAAGUGGUCUGGCCACUUGUGUGUCUUCCAGUUCAAGGCCUGGGGGGGAAGGGGAAAUCCCACCCCCCGCCUCCCGCUGCAGUAGUUUCCUACUAUUCAACAAAACUUAACUGAACCUCAGAAAGCCUGGUUGCAUUAUCCUCAUUUUACAGGUGGUGAAAACACAGAUUGCCCAUCCAUCCUGCCCCUGAAGCCGUGCAACAAUGAAAGUCACAUUGGUGGGUGCUUAAUCAACCGUAGGCAAAACCCUGUAGGCGUUCUGUGUUGUUUCAAUGUCUAACAAUACAUCCUGGGACCUCUCACUGUCGUGCUUCGAACAAAUAGCGGAAAGGGUAUAAUUACCUGUGUUACAAAUGUGGCAAUCUGUGUGUUGUAAUGUGACUAUGCAGUAUUCUUCUAUGAACCUUGAUCUUCUAUGCUUCCCUCUUUUUUCCAUG
Messenger RNA from Candoia aspera, 1860 nucleotides. RefSeq names its product complexin 3 (gene CPLX3). Gene Ontology annotation, biological process: synaptic vesicle exocytosis; regulation of neurotransmitter secretion; neurotransmitter transport. Gene Ontology annotation, molecular function: syntaxin binding. The record is from RefSeq and is a predicted model, not a curated record. NCBI's taxonomy places the organism in Eukaryota, Metazoa, Chordata, Lepidosauria, Squamata, Candoiidae. Gene Ontology annotation, cellular component: terminal bouton; SNARE complex. The transcript has 3 exons. Bases 429 to 902 code for a protein of 157 amino acids.